Acinonyx jubatus (cheetah) is the source of this 5824-nucleotide messenger RNA. RefSeq lists its product as uncharacterized. The transcript is spliced from 6 exons. NCBI's taxonomy places the organism in Eukaryota, Metazoa, Chordata, Mammalia, Carnivora, Felidae. The record is from RefSeq and is a predicted model, not a curated record. Bases 1 to 858 code for a protein of 285 amino acids.
AUGCAUGGUCUCUGGAAAGACCAUUUAGAAGCGCGAUCUUUUUUGAGCAGCGCGGGGCUCUGGGCAGGGACCCGCUGGGCGCGCGGUGGGCGCCCGCCUCCGUCCCCCGCGCUUCGGACACGCCUACGCCGCCCCCGGCCCUCCGCGCAGGCGAAGGCCUGGCACCGAGGGCUGGUCCCGCAGGGUUGGCAGGUCUCUGAGCCAGGAGGAGGUGAUACGGCUCGACGCCCCUGCCCACGGUCAGGCAGUGUUCCCCUAAGCGCCUGGGACUGCGGGCACUGGCGGGAGGUCCGGGCCGCGGAAGGCGUUCCCACACCGGCCAGUCUCCGUCCACCAGGAAGCCGACUUCUCGUACCUCCCCGGGGACCGAAAACCGCCGGUGCCGCCGCACCCGUCGUCGCCGCCGCUUGCUCAUGGAGAGCCCGUGCUGCAGCCGCCGCCGCCGCCUCAUCUACUAGCACCGCCCGCUGUCUGGGCCUCCCCGGCGUGAGUGCUGGGCUCUGGCACGGCCUCCAUCGCACCCGCCGCGGAGGGAGCCACAGCAGCUCCAGCGCCCAGGCCGGAUCCGACCGGACCCACGGAGCCAGGACCGCAGGACGCGGAGCUUCUUAUUACGGAGGAAGAUUCGGCCUGACCUCGGCCCCCCUCCCCCCAGCCCCUAGUUCCCAGCCGCCUGACGGCGCUGCUGCGCAGGCGCGAAGACGCCCUCGCCAAACGUGCGUGUGUCGGUGUCUCCCUGCUUGUUGCCAAGACUCCUUCACUGCCAUAGAUUCAAGCCAACAGAUGAUCCUUCUACUCAAGAAGGGCAGAGCUAGCAGCAGAAGCACUAUCAAUAACGUCACUAACAGCCUGAUCUAGAGGUACACUGUGACCCUGACUUCAAAGACCAGGGUCAGCAGAACACGAACAUGCCUGAUCUACAGAAUCUGCAGGUCAGUUCAGACAUUCUGAGUCUUGUUUAGAUUAUAGAGGUGUAUAUUACUUUUGCUUUCAGUUUCAUAAUGGUGGAGUACAGAGUCUGCAAGAAAAUAGGAUAUAGUUUAGGAAAAAUUUGGUUGUAAGGAUCAGAAACUCAAUGUUGCUUAAGAGUAGGUAUAUUUAUCUUAGGUGUUCGGAGAAAUCGCAUAUAAUGCACCUAUUGGAAAUAGGCAUCUCUUAUACUGGAAAUCUACUGAAAGGGUGGGCCUACACCGGCCAACUCCAUCUUGUUCUGUAUCCUUUAUCUUGACCAGCCUCCUCCCCUUGAGUAACCUCCCACUCACCUUUCUAACAGGACUCGGACCCUUCCCCAGCCAAUCAGCUGAGGCCACAGCCAUUACCUCACCAACUGCCCCUAGGCCCCAAUAAAACCUUUGUCCUUUUGAAACUCGCUCUCUCUCCAGUAUCUCACCGCUGCGUUGGUGCAGGUAGGGGAUUGAGCUCGAGCUAGCUCGAAUAAAAGCUCUUUUGCUUUUACAUCGGACUCGGCUCCCUGGCGGUAUUUGGGGAUCAUGAAUUCAGGGCAUAACACCACCAGAUGACUUUUCCUUUUCUCUUGCCACAUCGUCGUCUCUCAUCUUGGGAGUAUGUGGUAGGCAACCUCUAAAAUGGUCUGCAAUGACCCUCCCUUCCUGGUAUUUGUAAUCUGUACAAAUCUGGCCCUUCUGUAAUCUUCUUUUCUUGAGUGUUGCCUGGACUUACUGACCCACUUCUAAAGGUGGAAGUAAAUGGGAUGUCAUUUUUGAGGUUAGAUUUAAGAAGGUGGUGACUUCAAUGUUGGGUAUGUGCACUCUUCCUGUUUCUCAGAACACUUGUGUUGGCGAGAACAAAGAGCCACGUUUUGAGUAGCCAUAUGGAAAGGCCCAGUUGAACUGGUGAAGACAUGAGGUCCUCAGUGCAACCACCUAUGAGAAACUGAAGACCUCAGUCUGAAAGCCUAUGAGUACCGAAAGCCUGCUAAUAAACACAUGAGCUUGUAAGUGGAUACCUCAUCCCCAGUUGAGUUGUUGAACCUUGAGAUGUUUGCAGCCUCAGCUGACUGCUUGACUGUAACAUCAUGAGAUAUUCUGAGCCGAAAUUUCCCAGCCAAACUGCUUCUGAUUCCUGACUUCCAGGAACUGUAAGCGAAUAAACAUAAACAUUUGUUGUUUUAAGCUGCUAAUUUUUGGUAUAAUUUGUUACCUAGCGGCAGAUAAUAGAUACAGAUUUGGUGCCUAGAAGUGGGGUGCUGCCAUGGUGAAAACCUAAAAUGUAGGAGUGGCUGUGGAACUGGAAUUUGAGCAAAUCUAGUGAAAUUCUAGAGGGCCUCAAAGAAGCUGUUAAUAGAAAAGUUUUGUUCUCUUAUAAGGCUGAAGGUGAAUGCUGGCAGUAAACGGAAGGAAAGGGGAAUUCUUGUUAGGGGCCAAAAACUUAGCAACAUUGUUGCUUGUAGUAUGUGAAAAGUAGAAAAUGUGCUUUAAGAACUGUGUGACCUAGCUCAGGAGAUUUUUAAGCAACAUGUGGAAAAUGCUGUCUGCUUUAUUCUUGUAGCUUAUAUAGUAAAAUGGGAGAGAAUUAAAUUGAGAGAAGGAUGUUAAGUUAAAAGGAGCCAAGACCUGAUAGUUUUAAAAAUUUUGUUUUUCCAGAUGGCUACUGGUGCCAAAAUUAAGAGAUGGGUUUUGAUCAAUAUUCAAAUCCAGGGUACUGCCUGGAGGACAGAGAUCUAAAGAUGAAGCAAAGGAUCUGACUGGCAAAACGGUUAAGAUCUCAGAAAGAUCAAAGGUCAUGCCCUGGGGCACUAGUCAGUAACACAAAGGGCCCUUUAAAGAGAUUAAUGGUGCUUCUCACAGAUCCUCUCAAUGAAACUGUAGUGCUUCUAGGCAGUUUAAGAGCAUUGUGUCUCUGUUGUUUCAGCCAAGGCUCAAGGGAGAGAAAAGCGUAUUUCAAGAUUUGUGAGUAUGUCUAAUGGAGUAAACCCCAAGAUGAUUCAGAGUGGACCCAUAAAGUUUUCAAAAGAGCUACAUAUGCAGGUAUAUUUCCAGCUUGGACUUGGGGGGACAGAGAUAAUUUUAAACAGAGGAGAGGCUUUUGAAUCCCAGAAUUAUACUGGAAAGAAAGAGACUGUGAUAGUUGUUUAGCUGUAAACACAUGCUAUUUUUCACAACAAAAGGAAGACUCAGAGGGCAGAAUAAAGAACUGAGAAGGUAGAGGUGAGAGCCAGGGAAAAUUAUUUCCAGGCCUUGAAAUCUAAUCAAGGAAUAUCCAACAUUUGCCCAGCUGGAUUUCAGAACUGUCAUGGACCAUUGACUCCUUUGUGUAUCCCAUAAGUUCCCUUUUGGACAGGAAUGUGUAUAGCAGUUUUCCAAUACUCAGCUUCCAUUAUAUCUUGUGUGUGUGUGUGUGUGUGUGUGUGUGUGUAGAGGGAACAGAUAACUUUAAUUUCAAAGGUUUGUUGAUCACGAGGUAUUGAAUUUGAAGAGCUGUACUUUGGGAACUUCGCCUGAGAAGUCCCAUCAAUUCCUGGACCUAAUUUUGAUGACAGGAUUCUGGAAUUUCGAACCGAUACUAUAGCAGUAUAAAACUCUCAGUAGUUUGGGAGGAAGGAGAUGAAGACUUUUGCAUGUGACAGAGAUGUGAAUUAUUGGGAGCCACAGGUGUAGACAGUGGAAGGCUGCUUCUAAUAUGGCUCUCAGUGAUUCUCCCUCAUAGUAUUCAUGCUCUUGUGUAACCUCUUCUCAUCUAGUCUGGGCUGGACCUAGUAACUCACUUCCAAGAAUUGUAACAUAGCCAAAGAGAUAGACUGUCACUGCUAAGAUUAGGUUUCAGGAUGACUGUGGCUUCCAUCUUAGAUGUGUUCUCUCUUUCACACACUUGUGCACAUCACUGGUGCCAGGGGAAGUGAGCUGCCAUGUAGUGAGCAGACCUAUGGCGAGGUCCAUGUGGUGUUGCAAGGAACCAAGCCUCUUAAGGGUCUCAUCCCAGGAGGAGCUGAAGCCUGCCAACAACCAUGUUAAGAAGCAUAGAAGCAGAUCCUUUAGGCCAGUCUGGUUUUGAGAUCCCUGUAGACCUAGCCAACAACUUGACUACAAUGUUAUGAAAGACCCUGGAUUAGAACCACCUAGAUAAAUGACUCCCAGAAUGCUGGGCCCUCAGAAACUGAUAUGAUAAAUGUUUGUUGUUUUAAGGCCUGAGUUUUGGGGUAAUUUGUUAUGUGGCAACAGAUAACCAAGACAGUCUGCUUUCUCUUUUUGCAGACUGGAUUUUUUUUUUGUUGUUGACUCACUACUUUCUCACAAGGUUGCUUUGCUUGCUAACCAUAAUUGACUGAUUCAUUCUCUGGGUCCCGAUUUUAAAUUUUGGGGGAGACAAUCUCAUUGGUCCAACUUGGGUCAGAAUUCCCAUCCUGGUUCGAAUUCUUUUACCCAGAAACGUGGAGCAUGAAGUGUAUAGAGCUGCCUUUUCCAGGCUGUUGGUAAAUUAUGCUCUUAUAAAGACAGUAGGGAGGAAAUGAUGGGCCUUUCUAGAAUUGCUGCUUUGAGAAAAGGUGCCCUAGAACUGUUUCUGUAUCUGGCAAAGUGAGGUGGAUUAUUCACAACAGCAAAUCCAGGGGCUAUAACAUUCAGAAGAUUCAGUAAAAGUGUUAUAGGAUGCUAUGGUAUUAACAGUGAUACUUUUAAAUAGUUGCACAUACUAAAUGGAAGUUAAUGCUUGUUGCAACUCAGCAACACUUAGCAAAACUAUUUUCACAGUAUUUUCACUGAGUAGUUGAGAUGAUCAUAUUAUUUUCAAAGUAUAACAACAUAGGUGAUAACUAGAGCUGUCUGGUGAAUACAUUGACUCCUUCAGGGAGAUGUUUUCAUUCAUCAGGAAUGAUUUAGAAGUCUGUUAGGAAGGCUCACAUCACUGAUGAAGGAGAACUUCUGUGUAUAUCUAGGGGGACUAGAGGUUAUUGUUAGCAUUUUGUGUUUCAUUGGUGCUUUCUAGUUGCAAACUGCAGUGAUCUUUUUUCUUUAGAGUAGGUUGAACUCAAAAUUGUAUUCUAGUAAUAAAGAGCUGUCUUGUUGAAAGCCUUUUAAAAAUCUUUUCCAGAUGAUUAGUGUUACCCUACAUAGCACAAUGACUGGAAUGUUCUAGAAGGGAGUGUAUUGCACUCUAAAAAAUAAAAAAAAAAAAAACCCCACAUAUGUGUUUUAAAAACUUAAGGUGAAAGAAGACUUGAGUAAAAUAUUUAGAACAUAAAAGACUAAAUGUAUCCUAGUGUCAAAAUAGUUUUGAAUGUGACUGUGUAAGAUAAUAUUCACCUGUAACUAACUGACUAGUUGUUUGUAUAAUCUUGGCACUGAAGCUUAUACAGUGAGAUCAGGAACAGGUGAAUUUGUGUACCUGCCUCAUGAACUCUGGGACACUGGGUCAGUCACUAGCAGUCCUAAUUCCUUGAGGACUCCUGGGAACCCUAUGAGGUGGCCACAGCCACUACCCCCCACUAGGGACCUUGGACCUGAGAACUUGGCUCCCAGACACUAGAUUUAUGGCAGUUUAAUUAUGAAGGAGAAAAAAGAGGCUUCUCUAAAUGCUGAUGGGAAGGUCCUGGGGGACGAGUAAGUCAUUACAGUAUAGGAGAGAGUUGAAGGAAUGAGUCCCAACAAAGCAGAUGCUAUUAGCAGCUCCGGGAAAGGGUUGGCCAGGACAGCAGCAACUUGAGCUUCAUAUGAUCAUGUAAAGGGGAUGGAGAUAGGGGAUUAACCAACCACACACUUCCUUCUUACUAAUUAUGGUCAUGUGAUCCACUUCUUUUCCAAAAAGCUUUUGUAUUAAUUUUAGCUGGGGGCUCAGCAGAAGGAUGAGUUAUUUAAAAAAAAAAAAAAAA